GAAAACAGCGAGAUAUUUAGCAGAGAGGACCUGCAAAUAAUCACCGCCAUUAAAGAGAACAUAGGAGAAAUAGCAUGCGAGAAAAUCAUACACAGCUGCGUCAUUAGAGCACUGGAGUACAUCGCAAACAAUACUGACCUCCUGAGAGAAACAGAGAAUGGGUCAAACACCCUGAAGAUAAAAAAAGACCUAAGCAACUUUUACGAAGACUACAUAGCCAACAGGGAUCUGGGGAAGCUCAUACAGCAGAGAAAGGACAAAAUAACUGAAAAAAUAAAAACAAAAACCAAGGCUUUGGGAGAAGAGGAAACGAAGUACUACCAAAUAAAAGAAAGUGCAAGCAGGGAGAAGAUAGAGGAUGCUAUCUGCACUAUUAACAGUCUAGAAAACGAUGUGUAUCGGCUAGAGUGCGACAAGAAAAAGGAGUGUCUGCAGCCUGAAUACAUGCAAAGCCUGCUGAACAGCUUACUUCUGCUGUCUGAAGUGAGCCCGGAACAAGAGAGCUAUUUGUUUGAAAAAAUAAAAGAAUUUGGAAAGGCUAUGAGCAUAGAAAUAGUAGAGCUAUCCAAAGAGCAUCAGACAGCAAAAGAAAAGGAAAAAGAACCCAAAAAGAGGAGGCUCUUCACUAUGAAGGCAAUCCACGCGAAAAUAGCUAAAACUCUGCUGCUAGCUGCUAUUCUUCUGACACCGCCGCUGUUAGUUAAUUACUACUGCUCAAAUGGCGGGGUGAUGGGGGCUGCUGAUAACGGCAAUCCAGUGAACUGCGAAGAGUCAUCAUACUACGAGUAA
Messenger RNA from Nematocida minor, 789 nucleotides. RefSeq lists its product as uncharacterized. The record is from RefSeq and is a predicted model, not a curated record. The annotation marks the transcript as partial. NCBI's taxonomy places the organism in Eukaryota, Fungi, Microsporidia. The transcript has a single exon.